UUCCUUUUCUUUUCUUUUCAUUUUCCUCUGUUUUAUCUAUUUUUGCAUGGCAGAGCAAAUUGAUGAUCCCUCAAUUCAAGCAUGGCCCCUAAUUAUAGGUUUCUUUAGGUCAUUUCCAUGGUUGGCACUUCCAUUUCUCAUCAUUCCUUCCUUCUCUCUUUCUCUCCUUCUUCUCUCUUUUCUGUGACCCUCUUUUCUGCAGCAUGAAGAAUGUCUGUUGGCCCUACUUUGAUCCUGAAUUUGAUACCCUUCCUGAGAGGAUCAAUGGCCCAACGUAAGUGCUUUACCUCCACAACUUAAUCCCCUCCUCCAUCCAAAUCAAUCCUAAUUCUUCUUCUUCUUCUUCUUCCUUCUGUAGUUGCAGGGUCUGUAUUGACAAUGAAAGCAUGGAGGAUUGCACCAUUGUCAAGGUGGAUAGCUUGAACAAACAAGGUCUCCUUCUUGAGGUGGUUCAGAUUUUGACGGAUUUGAACCUUUCUAUCUCUAAAAGCUACAUUUCUUGUGAUGCAGGCUGGUUCAUGGAUGGUAAAUUCUUGUUCUUUUCUCUUUCUUUCUAUGAAUCUGAACAAAUGUUUCCCAUUUCUUCUCAUGGGGUUCUUUUUUUUUUUUUUUGUUUUUUCCUUGUUGCAGUUUUUCAUGUGAAAGAUGAGAACAGCCACAAACUUACCGAUCAGAAAGUCAUCAACUCGAUCCAGCAGGCCAUUGGUACAACUAAGGGACCUGACAACUCGGCCAAGACCAGAAGCUAUGCCGACAGCCUUCUGAAAUCUGAUAACUCCGGCGAGCAUACAGCCAUCGAAAUGACUGGCACCGACCGGCCCGGUCUCUUUUCCGAGAUAUCUGCCGCAUUGGCUGAUCUUCAUUGCAACGUUGUGGAGGCUCAUGCUUGGAGCCACAAUGCUCGUUUGGCCUGCAUUGCUUACAUUUCAGACCAGUCUACAGACAGUCCCAUCGAAGAUCCUCACCGGCUCGCCACCAUUGAAGAGCAUCUCUCCACUGUCCUUAGGGCGGCCACUGCCCCUCUGAUCACCAGUUGGGCGCACACACUGCAACAAGAAGUGAAAACAUCAGCCACCAUAACAACCAAUGUUGAGAGGCGGCUUCACCAGCUCUUGCUCUCGGUUAAGGAUUAUGAUUGGACCUCUGAAUCCAUUUCAAAGAGACGGAAAAGCAAUGAAGAGUGGAGGAAGAUAACGGUGAGGAUUGAAAGCUGUGAUCAGAAAGGAUAUUCCAUUGUCAGCAUUGAGUGUAAGGAUCGGCCAAGGCUUAUGUUUGACACAGUUUGUACUCUUACUGAUAUGCAAUAUGUAAUUUUCCAUGCUUCCAUUAGCUCCAAAGGAGAUAAUGCUUUUCAGGAGUAUUUUAUCAGACACGUGAAUGGCUACGCCUUGAAUUCAGAGAAUGACAAGCAAAGGGUGGUAAAGUGCUUAGAGGCAGCUAUUGAGCGUCGAGUUUGUGAGGGAGUGAGGCUGGAGUUAUGUGCAAACAACAGGGUGGGAUUGCUAUCAGACAUAACAAGGGUCCUGCGGGAAAAUGGGCUGAAUGUGGUGAGAGCAGACAUAGCAACACAAGGAGAGAAGGCAAUUAAUGCAUUCUACGUCAAAGACAUUUCAGGCAAAGAUGUAGACAUGGAGAUGGUGGAAUCCAUGAAGAAGGAAAUUGGCUCUAUUGUCCUUCGAGUCAAGAACGAGACAAGCCCUCCAUCCACGCCUCAAAUUACCAGGUCUCGUUUCUCCUUCAGCGACAUGCUCAAGUCUCAGAUUGAGCGCCUCUCUCACAACUUCAUUGCCAUCAGGCACUGAUUCUGUCUUUCCCCUGGCAACAAGUCAAAGGGAUUACCGCAGAAAAAUGAAGAAAAAGUAAAAGAUGACUGUUAGAUGUUUAUAUGUGUAUGGUAUUGACAUAGAGUUGUCUGUAAAUAGUAUGGGGUUUGGCAAAAUGUGAUGUGGCAGAUGUUAGAUGCAACUGUACUGUGGAGUAGAGAUUUUCAUACACAUUCAUAUUAAUGAUGCAAAGAAAUGACUGUAUAGCAUUGUGAUUUGUUGAAUGGAAUUGACGGCUUCCAUGAGCCUAAACCUUUG
Molecule: messenger RNA, 2081 nt
Organism: Cucurbita moschata (crookneck pumpkin)
Lineage: Eukaryota; Viridiplantae; Streptophyta; Magnoliopsida; Cucurbitales; Cucurbitaceae
Product: ACT domain-containing protein ACR2
Exons: 5
Coding region: 387-1802 (471 amino acids)
Source: RefSeq, a predicted model, not a curated record